This is a messenger RNA of Symbiodinium pilosum, 750 nucleotides long. Lineage: Eukaryota; Dinophyceae; Suessiales; Symbiodiniaceae. The record is from the annotation of a GenBank genome assembly.
AUGUCGCUGCGGCCGGACUGCGUCGGCCCGGCGGCCGAGGCCGCGGUGGGCGAGCUGGCCGCGGGCGAGGUGCUGCUGUUGGAGAACCUGCGCUUCCACGCCGGCGAGGAGGCCAACGACCCCGAUUUCGCCGCCGGCCUGGCGGCGCUCGGCGACCUCUACGUCAACGACGCCUUUUCCGCCGCGCACCGCGCCCAUGCCUCGGUCGAGGCGCUGGCCCGGCGCCGGCCGGCCGCCGCCGGGCGCCUGAUGCAGCAGGAGCUGGAGGCGCUGACCCGCGCGCUGGAACAGCCCGAGCGCCCGGUCGCGGCGAUCGUCGGCGGCGCCAAGGUCUCGACCAAGCUGGACCUGCUGGGCAACCUGGUCGAGAAAGUGCAGCUCCUGAUCGUCGGCGGCGGCAUGGCCAACACCUUCCUGCACGCCCUGGGCGUCGACGUCGGUGCCUCGCUCUGCGAGGCGGAGAUGGCCGAAACGGUGCAGGAGAUCGUGCGCCGGGCCAAGGCCAACGACUGCGACAUCCUGCUGCCGACCGACGCGCUGGUGGCCCACGCGCUGGUCGCCAAUCCGCCCUACGACACCGUGCCGAUCAAGCAGGUGCCGCACGAUCGGAUGAUCCUGGACGUCGGCCCGGCCACGGCCGAGCACAUCGUCAACCGCCUGGGCGAGGUGAAGACCCUGGUGUGGAACGGGCCGCUCGGCGCCUUCGAGGUGCCGCCCUUCGAGACCGGCACCAACCUCGUCGCCAAGGCC